Molecule: messenger RNA, 1910 nt
Organism: Nymphaea colorata (pocket water lily)
Lineage: Eukaryota; Viridiplantae; Streptophyta; Magnoliopsida; Nymphaeales; Nymphaeaceae
Exons: 14
Coding region: 227-1678 (483 amino acids)
Biological process (GO): mRNA splicing, via spliceosome
Cellular component (GO): U2 snRNP; U2-type spliceosomal complex
Molecular function (GO): RNA binding
Source: RefSeq, a predicted model, not a curated record
CUCCCCUUCUGUCAACCUACAGUACGAACACAUCCUUCGCUCUCUUCUCUCUUCCAAGUCCUCUCUUUUGCUGCUUCCCUGUCCAUCUCUCUCUAUCGCUCGCUCGCUCGCGCGCUCGCCUUUUCCUUGGCUGAUAGAACGCUGGAGACGAAACCCGAAUUCUCUGCACGGACCAUCGCCGGGGGUAGAGACUUUUCUUCGUGUUCUUCAAUAUUGUCAUUCCGGUAUGGCUGACCCUCAGGACGUGUCAAAUGAAAUAGGAUGGUAUGUACUUGGUGGAAAUCAAGAACAUGUAGGCCCCUAUGCUGUCUCUGAGUUGCAAGAGCACUUUAUGAAUGGUUACGUAUCAGAAAGUACACUCCUUUGGUCUAAUGGGAGAAGUGAAUGGAUGCCUCUAGCUUCAAUUCCUGAGUUAUUUGCUAGUUUUCCUUCACGAGAGCCCUUUCCUGGCCCACAGCUUGAUGAUACUACUACAGAAGGCUCUGGUAACACUAAUGAAUUCCACAAAUGGCAAAAGGAGAUUAGAGCUGAGCCUGUACCAAAUGGUUCUGAAUUGGGCACUGAGACUGCAGGCUUGCUGGAAGAUGCUGCUGCAGAUUAUGAUGACAGGCCUCAAACACCAUCAGAUGGGGAAGAAGAAUUCACAGAUGAUGAUGGCACAAGAUACAAGUGGGACCAUGGUCUUAGAGCAUGGGUUCCUCAGGAUGAGCCUUUUGGUGAUAUAAAAAAUUAUGCAGUUGAAGAGAUGACUUUCUUGGAUGAAGAGGAGGUCUUUCCCACAACUGGGACUAAAGGUUCACCCUCUGAUUUGGAAAAGAAUUCUCAAGACAAUGUUGAAACACAAUCCACAGAUUCCACAAAGAAGAGGAAAGAACCAGAAAAGAAUAGUGAUAAAAAGGAAGCCAAUAAGCAACCAGAUGGCUGGUUCGAGCUGAAGGUCAAUACACAUGUCUAUGUUACUGGAUUGCCUGAUGAUGCAACUCUCGAUGAAGUAGUGGAUGUGUUCUCAAAAUGUGGCAUCAUCAAAGAAGAUCCUGAAACUAAAAAGCCUCGUGUGAAACUGUAUGUUGACAAAGAGACAGGCGGGCAAAAGGGUGAUGCACUAGUAACUUAUUUAAAGGAACCUUCAGUUGAUUUGGCAAUUCAAAUUUUGGAUGGUACAGCGUUUCGUCCUGGUGCACCACAUUGUAUGUCUGUUACCCGUGCUAAGUUUGAACAGAAAGGAGAGAAGUUCAUUGCUAAACAAUUAGAUAAGAAAAAGAAAAAGAAACAGAAAAAGCUUGAACAGAAGAUUCUUGGCUGGGGUGGUCGUGAUGAUGCAAAGUUGUUAAUUCCUGGUACAGUUAUCCUCCGACACAUGUUCACACCUUCUGAAUUGAGGGAUGAUCCAAACAUGCUUACGGAAUUACAGGAAGAUGUUACAGAAGAAUGUGCCAAGAUUGGUCCAAUUGAUUCAGUUAAGGUAUGCGAAAGUCAUCCACAAGGUGUUGUGCUAGUGAGGUUCAAGGAUCGAAAGGAUGUUUUGAAGUGCAUAGAGCUCAUGAGCGGGAGAUGGUUUGGGGGUAAGCAGAUACAUGCGAGUGAGGAUGAUGGUUCAGUAAACCAUUCCAAGAUUCGUGAUUUGGAUGCGGAUGCUGCGAGACUAGAUCAGUUUGGUGCCGAACUUGAAGCUGAAUAGCUGGUUGAUUACAUCUUCUUUUUUUAUUUUCUUUUUCCGUGGGGAGCGCCUGGUUUUCAUGUUGAACGAUGAUGGGCAUUUCCUUUGUAUUUAACAAUGAAAAUGAUAUGAAUUAGGUCUUUUUAAGAUGGAUUAUCCAGAGAAACAAGCUGCUUAAUCCACUUACAAGCUCUAACCAGGUGCUGCUUUAUACCACUGUGGCAUUGCCAGCAACGGCUCUGUCACUUGUCUA